CUGCAUUGGAUGCCCCAGCUCCCGCACCGCUCCGGGACACAGCUCGCAGCACCAUGGUCCAGCAGACCGGCAACUCCGACAACAGCGAGGCACUGCUGGCCGGAGAGAGCUCGGAGUCCGGCACCGGCAUCGAGCUGGACAUGGCUUCCUCCCCGACCCCGGGCUCCACCGCUUCCACCGGGGGCAAAGCCAACGACCCGAGCUGGUGCAAGACACCAAGCGGGCACAUCAAGAGGCCGAUGAACGCCUUCAUGGUGUGGUCCCAGAUCGAGCGCAGGAAGAUCAUGGAGCAGUCCCCGGACAUGCACAACGCCGAGAUCUCCAAACGGCUGGGCAAGCGCUGGAAGCAGCUGAAGGACAGCGACAAGAUCCCGUUCAUCAGGGAGGCCGAGCGGCUGAGACUCAAGCACAUGGCCGACUACCCGGACUACAAGUACCGACCGCGGAAAAAGGUCAAGUCUGGCGGCUCCAAGCCCGGGGAGAAAGGCUGCGGGAGCCCCGGGGGGAGCAGCAGUAGCAGCAGCUCGUCCAAGCCCGCGGUGAAGAAGAGCAGCGGGGCCAAGCUGUGCAGCAAGCCGCACGGCAAGCUGCUGGUGGGGGCCAAAGCCUUGCCGGAGCAGCCGUGUAUCCUCGACCACCACUCGCUGUACAAGUCCCGGAGCGCGGCCCCCUCCAGCCGCCAGGCUGCCGCCCCUGACAAGAAGCCUAAGCAGCGCCUGUACAUCUUCGGAGCCCCGGGCUCCUCUCCCAUGGCCGUCCCCGCCAGCCCCACUCUCAGCAGCAGCUCCGGAGAGGCCAGCGACCCGCUCAGCCUGUACGACGACGGGGCCGGCUCCAUGAACAACUCCCCCGGCUCCCCUUCCGACGGCUACCCGGCAGCGUGUUCGCCGGCACCGUCCUCCUCUCACUCCUCCUCCGCGUCCUCCCCCUCUUCCUCCUCCUCUUCCCCGGCUUCCUCCUCGGACGAGGAGCUGGACGACGAGUUCCUGGAGCUAAACCCGAGCCCCGGCUUCGAGAACAUGUCCCUGGGAAGCUUCAGCUCGGCCGCCCUGGACAGAGACCUGGACUUUAACCUGGAGGCCGGCUCCGGCUCUCACUUCGACUUCCCGGACUAUUGUACGCCAGAGGUGAGCGAGAUGAUCUCUGGAGACUGGCUGGAGUCCAGCAUUUCCAACCUGGUGUUCACCUACUGAGCCGCCUGCUAGAGUCUCCACUCAACUUACUGCAUU
Nanorana parkeri is the source of this 1229-nucleotide messenger RNA. RefSeq names its product SRY-box 4 (gene SOX4). The transcript is spliced from 2 exons. The record is from RefSeq and is a predicted model, not a curated record. Gene Ontology annotation, molecular function: RNA polymerase II cis-regulatory region sequence-specific DNA binding; DNA-binding transcription activator activity, RNA polymerase II-specific. Gene Ontology annotation, biological process: anatomical structure morphogenesis; positive regulation of transcription by RNA polymerase II; cell differentiation. The coding region runs from base 54 to 1193 and encodes 379 amino acids. Lineage: Eukaryota; Metazoa; Chordata; Amphibia; Anura; Dicroglossidae.